CACACAACUUUUGACUUCAACAUUUAGUAUAAAGAAUGUUUAUAAAUCAUGUUUUUACUCAAAAUGGGCUUUAAAAAAGACAAAAAAUAGGAAUUUACAUCUAAAAGUGAUGAAAUACCGCGAAAAAAUCAAAUUUUUAAAGUUAAAACGACUUAAAAAGUGAUUUUUUAAUGCAAAAAGUGACAAAAACAUAAAUGAAGCGCUGAACGAAGGACAAUCAUAUUGGAAAAGUGCACGAGUGUGAGAGAGAAAGAAACAUGUUUAAUUUACAGUUUUGUUGUUUCUCGUAUAUAUUAUUAUAAUAUAUAAUAUAAAACAUAAAAAAACACACGAAAAAGAAACAAAAAAAAAAUUAGUUUGAUGACGCGUGAUAUUUACCUUUUCCAGCCAAAAUAAAAAAAAAUAAAUAAAAUCUAAAAUUUUAUAAAAAAAAAUUAUAAGUACGAAUGCAGCUUUUGUUACAAAAAACUUAACAAAAGAACUGCAGCGCACAAUUUCAAACAUCUGCUCAACAAUCGGGCAAUUUUAAUGCAAUAGAUGCAUAGUUUAAGCACACAAUGUUAAUGGCGAACAAAAAAAUCGUGAAAAAAGUGAAGAUAAGGAUUCAUGACUUUUCUUCAAGUAUCCAGUAAGAAAGAAAAAAGAAAAAAAAAUUAAAACAAUACGCGACAAAAAAGUGACAAAGUGCAGUUCUUUUCACUGUCGAGACUUUUAAAACAAGAAAUUGAGUUGUGUUGAUAAGAAACAAUAAAACGAACUGAACAGAGGAAAGAAACAACACACAUGCUGUGGCAUACUAAUGAACCAUUGAAAUCUUCCUAGAAGAGUACGUAGGAAAAAAGAAAGGUUUCGUGUGUAUAUUAAUUAAAACAUUGAAGGCCAUAUUCUUCUUUCCUUCUUCACCAUCUUCUUCUGUUUCUCAGUAAAGAUACAUCGAACAAGUGAAUUUAUUAUUAGUUUUGUGUUCUGUUGUUCAUCACUCACUUUACUUGAACAAACUAUAAACAAGGAAUGGUUAACCGCGUGUAAAAAAAUUAUUAUUAAACAAGUUCAAGUUAAAAAGUUAACAAUAUGUUUAAUGUUGCACAUGCAUCAUCCUCAUUAUUAUAAAAAAAAAUACAAAAAAAAAUUAAAUAGUUCAGAGAAAAAAAUUAAACUACGCAAAAAUACCAGAUUAAGUACAGAAAAAAAGAGAAACAUUCAACACCUUUCAAUUUACAAUAAUAAUCAUAAUAAUUGCAAGAAUAAAUAAGUGACAGCCAUAGCAGCACAAAUAUUUUACUACAUAAAUAAAUAAAUUCAUAAAAGUUUCGUAUAUACACGAGACGAGUUACUAUAGCCGCACUUGCAUAUAGAAUAUUGGAAUAAAUUAACGAAGUAGAAAAAUCUCAAAAAUGAGAAAACUAAAUGUUGGUGCAACAAUGUCUCGUCCCGCAAAGCCGACAACGGCAAAAAAGGUCGCGCCGCCCGCAGUACCUGAAAUCUAUCGGCACUCUGGCAGCUCUUUUGGCUCUGUCGGUUACGCCUCCUCCGACGACGGUGGAUUUCUCCAACCGCCCGACUCACCGAUGAUCUUGUCGCUGAAAUCCUCGUCAUCAUCCUCCGAAGAUCAACCAGAUUGCGCCAAUAGUGGAAGCAGUAACAUGCUUUCGAAAAGUCCCGGCGUCACGUAUAUACCUCCAAAUACCUUCACAUUUAGUGCCCGCGGCGAGCCCCUCACACACAAGACAGCUGUCAUUUAUCAUCAGUCGUUGGCGCUGCAGCAGGAAGAUCAGGGCAUCGAUCUAACGCAAUCUCCCGGUAGAGAUAGUCCCGGAUCGUCGUCGGGAUCAGCUGGAUCUGGUUCGAGACAUUCGACAGCGAGUUUGGAUAGUGGGCGUGCCUCGUCAUAUGUCACGGGAACGUCAUCCAAUCGUGGAGCGUUAAGUAGUCCCCGGUACAGUGUGAGUUCGUGCUCAAUUGGCAGCGUAGAUCGCAUGACACAAAGAAGUGAUCACGAUAUAAUUACUGAAUGGCUUUCGGAAAUACAUUUUGACGAGUAUGCACAAUUAUUCGCCAAAGCUGGAUACGAUCUGUGGACAAUAUCGCGUAUGACGCCCGAAGACUUAACCGCAAUUGGUAUCAAGAAGCCGCAUGACAGAGAAAAGAUCAAGCAGCAUAUUGAUGCUCUACAAUUGCCUGAUAGCUUGCCGAAUUAUGUUCCUGGAUCUCUUGACGAAUGGCUACGCCUAUUACGCUUAGAAGAAUACGUUCAACCGUUAUUAGCUCAAGGUUAUCAGUCAGUUUGUGAUGUAACGACAUUAACAUGGGAAGACUUAGAGGAUAUUGGUAUCAUUAAGUUAGGACAUCAGAAGAAAAUUUUACUUGCCAUUAAGCGUGUUAAGGACAUCAUUAGCGGUAAAGUUGCGUCACCGGGUAUUACGCCGCAUGGUCAGCAACCUCAACUGUACUUGAACUUGCAAGAGAUCCAGCAGCAUCAGCAAAUUUAUCAGCAGCCGAAGACGCCGAAAUUCACGCAAUCUCAGUACAUAAUGAACCCGCCGCAGCUGUAUUACGUGAACCAAGAUGGGGACGAUAUCUUUGUGCCAAACAACUAUAAGCAGCAUUUGACGCUGUGGAACGAGCAGCACUUGGGCAAUGGCAGUGCCGGCUUAACGCAACGCUAUUCCAUGUUCAAUAAUGCAACGACCUCCGCUGGCAUCGUCAAUGGAUGCGACGAAAUCCACGAAUUGCCAGACCCGGACAACGACGAUGCGGCCCACGACGAAACGCACGGCGAGAAUGACAUUGUUCUGAUAAAGUUGAGACAGCCGCCGGGAAAGCAAUUGGAUACUAUUGAAGAUGCGCAGGAGGCGCAACGGGCAAGUAGCCAUUUUACGUUUAAUCGACACACGAUGCAAGAUGCAGCUUAUUACUCGCAUCCCGGUAUGCAACAAUCGAUGAUGAAUGUGCUUCCAAUGCAAUAUAGCGGGUUAUUAAAUCAAAAUAAUACAUGGCGUCGUUCUUAUGAUGACGGAGACAUCACGCCCACAAAUGAGAAUUUCAUUUGCACGGAAGGUGGUGGCACGUUGCCUCGUCACAAUCGCAGCGGAAUAAAUCGGAGCCGUCCAGUAGCGAAAGUCGUUGCGACAAAUGUGAUGCAGCAGCAGCAGCAACAAGCUCUUUUGGCGCAGCAGCAACAACAACAACCCCCAAUUAUGAUGCAAGAUUUGGCAUUCAAGCAAAUCCCGGUUGCCACAAAAUGUUUUACGAAUCAUUGCAACCCCGCUGCCGCUGCUGCUCCGGGAAGUUUAGUCGGUAGUCCAAUGAUGGGUAAAAAGCAUCCGCCCGAACCGCCGAGACGACAGUUUUCGAGUCCCGCACAAAUUGAACAAUUUUCCGGGCACUUUGAGCAACUCUCGUUGACGUCGCAGCAACAAGCUCAAUCGCAUUACGCAAUCCCCACGUAUCAGCCAUACCACUUUAGUGCGCACUUGCCGCACAAUUAUCAGCACUAUCCGCAACACAAUCAACCGGUUUACGCGAAUUUCAUGAGUGGACAGCAGCAUCAGACGACUGUCGAGGUGCAUGCGGAGAAAAUUAAUGAUUCAAAGUCCAACUCGAGCAUAGACUCCAUCGAUGCCAUCCCCUUUGCCAACGACAAUGCCGGCACAAUUAAGAAUCGCGCGAUUGUCAAUCGUCACGAAACCUCGUUGACAUCCCUCUCCUCCUCGAGUUCCAGUUCGUCGUGUUCGGGUGCCAGUUCAAAGUCAACUUCGUCAUCUGCCUCCGUAACGACAACAAUUGCCGGAAACACAUCCAAACUGAAUGCCCUCAAGUCGUCACAGUCCCCAACCUCGACUUCGAUGUCAACGGGAAUCACGAACGAUGCCGCCGCCGCUGCCGAACUUGUCGACACGAAUGUCCUGAAUGACAUCGGAAACAUGCUCGCCAACUUGACUGACGAACUGGAUGCCAUGCUGGAAGAGGAGAAACGAGCAGGCAUUAACGAUAGCGAGUAAAUUUCAUUGUCCAGUAGUAAUUAUUGAUGAUAGAAUCCAGUGAUAAAUUAACAGAAAAAAUUAAUAUUUAAUCCCAAAUAAUUUUUUGAACGUACUUUCCUCAAAGAUUUAAGCUGUCAGAGCACGCUUAAGACGUUGUUUAACAUAAAUACAUAAUGUAUACUGGAAAAUUUAGCAAACAAAUUAUUAUAAACUAUCAUUAGAAUUAAAAAUAUUAUGAAUUUAAAAUAGAUAAAUGAAUGAAACUUAAAAAAAAUAAAAAUAAGAAGGAGAAAAAUAACUUUUGUACUGUCAACGUAGCAAUUAUGUGACUAGAAUAGCAAUUUAGGGGGCAUUCUUGCAGGUAUUAAACAUAAAAAUUGCGUAAAACUGUUAGAUAAAAUAAAAAAUGUUUAUUAUUCAUGUAUCUCAAAAUAAUAAACAAUGCACUGAUUAAAAAAAUCAAAUCAAUAUUUAAUAAUAAUAAAUAUUGUUGUAAUAAUUUGUUUAAA
Molecule: messenger RNA, 4492 nt
Organism: Culicoides brevitarsis
Lineage: Eukaryota; Metazoa; Arthropoda; Insecta; Diptera; Ceratopogonidae
Gene: ckn
Exons: 8
Coding region: 1395-4001 (868 amino acids)
Biological process (GO): axonogenesis; cell surface receptor protein tyrosine phosphatase signaling pathway
Cellular component (GO): axon; focal adhesion
Molecular function (GO): signaling adaptor activity; protein phosphatase binding
Source: RefSeq, a predicted model, not a curated record